Molecule: messenger RNA, 1110 nt
Organism: Drosophila bipectinata
Lineage: Eukaryota; Metazoa; Arthropoda; Insecta; Diptera; Drosophilidae
Source: RefSeq, a predicted model, not a curated record
CGGAGACACGUUUUAGACCGUCACUUGCACUACAUAAGCUGAAGCUUGGACCUACUGAAGACACAUGAGAAGUAGCUCCCAAGCGAAAAACACCAUGAGAACCCAACUGAUCUUGGCCACCAUCUGCGUCUUCCUGAGUGCUACCUCAGCACAGGAUGUGGUAUCACAAGAAAAAGAAUUACUGGAACAAGUAGGGGAGCUUCUCCGACUGGUUCUUGAUCUGAGCUUCCAAACAAAAGGCAUAGAGGAGAAGUUCCGUCAUCAGCGAGAUGAGAUCGAACGAAUUGAAGGACUCGAAGCUACUCUGGUUAAGCUGGAGACUGGCGUUCUGGACAGCAUCAAUAUCACCGCUGCGGGUGUUGGGAAUUUGACAUCUUUUAUUGCGGCUGCCCAAGCCCAAAAUGACCAGGCCAUUCAGAACCUCACCAAGGUGGACGGUGAAAUCCGAAACCUUGUGGGCGAUGUAGAAACCAACCAAAACAAAUACGAAAAGGAUCUGGACCAGUUGGCAGCAUCGAUUAACACACACCUGAGUGAGAUUGAACAAGUUCUGCGAGAGGCCAUUGUCGGUGAUCUUGUUGGACUGGACCACAAGGCAUUGAUCCUGCAGCAACAACAGCAGGAAAUCAAUGGCCAGGUUGGUAAUAUACAGGAGCUAAAUGAUCUGGCAGGACAAGCCAACUACAAGCUGCAGCAACUGGAAUGUGGACUUACCAAGCUGAACAGUUCCCAGUCGGAAAGCCUUAACACCAUCAAGGGAUCCGUCAUAGGUAUCCAGAUAGCCUCUUCGCAGAUCGACCAGAAAAUCGGUAUCCUCUUGGAUAACCAAAAAAAUAUUGAAAAGUCCCUGGGUGGAUGCUCAAAGUGGCGGCCUUAUGAGCCAAAAACCGAUAAAGCCCACGAAGUGUGGACUCACCCAGAACACGUCUCGGGCUAUCAGUCCCACCAUGAACAUAAACCAAAAUUUGAGACCACAUAUCCAUCUGAGGGGGAAUCCUCCUACCUAUACAAGCUUUGGUAUGGAAAGGGACCAGAAUAAAACCAAUGGCUUUUAGACAAAAAAUAGAAAAUUAUAUCUUUAAAGCUUACAUUAUUCCAAUUCAAACAAAA